Cuculus canorus (common cuckoo) is the source of this 1707-nucleotide messenger RNA. RefSeq names its product melatonin receptor 1B (gene MTNR1B). Bases 4 to 1083 code for a protein of 359 amino acids. Gene Ontology annotation, molecular function: melatonin receptor activity. The transcript has 2 exons. Gene Ontology annotation, cellular component: membrane. Gene Ontology annotation, biological process: G protein-coupled receptor signaling pathway. Lineage: Eukaryota; Metazoa; Chordata; Aves; Cuculiformes; Cuculidae. The record is from RefSeq and is a predicted model, not a curated record.
GCGAUGCUGGAAAACGGCUCCCUGCGGAACUGCUGCGACCCGGGCGGGCGGGGCCGCUUCGGCUCUGCGGAGCGGGAGGCGGCGGCGGCCGCGCGGCCCGCCUGGGUGGUGACGGCGCUGUCCAGCGUGCUGAUCUUUACCACCGUGGUGGAUAUCCUGGGCAACCUGCUGGUCAUCAUCUCCGUCUUCAAGAACCGCAAGCUCAGGAACUCAGGUAAUGCAUUUGUGGUGAGCCUGGCUUUGGCUGAUUUGGUGGUGGCCUUGUAUCCAUACCCACUGGUGCUCUUAGCUAUUUUCCACAAUGGAUGGACUUUGGGUGAAAUGCAUUGUAAAGUGAGUGGCUUUGUGAUGGGACUAAGUGUAAUAGGCUCUAUUUUCAACAUCACUGCAAUUGCAAUAAACCGAUAUUGCUAUAUAUGUCAUAGUUUUGCCUAUGACAAAGUGUACAGCUGUUGGAACACAAUGCUGUACGUCUCCUUAAUCUGGAUAUUAACAAUAAUUGCAACUGUGCCAAAUUUUUUUCUUGGUUCUCUAAAGUAUGAUCCACGCAUCUAUUCGUGCACAUUUGUUCAGACUGCAAGCUCCUACUAUACAAUAGCUGUUGUGGUAAUUCACUUCAUCGUCCCUAUCACCAUUGUGAGCUUCUGCUACCUUCGCAUUUGGGUUUUAGUGCUUCAAGUUAGAAGACGAGUCAAGUCAGAAACAAAGCCAAGACUGAAGCAAAGUGACUUCAGAAACUUUCUCACCAUGUUCGUGGUUUUUGUGAUUUUUGCUUUUUGCUGGGCACCUCUAAAUUUCAUUGGACUGGCUGUAGCCAUCGAUCCUAUGGAAAUGGCACCAAAAGUUCCUGAAUGGUUAUUCAUUAUAAGCUACUUCAUGGCCUAUUUCAACAGCUGCCUUAAUGCAAUAAUAUAUGGACUUCUUAACCAAAAUUUUCGGAAUGAAUAUAAACGAAUUUUAAUGUCACUGUGGAUGCCAAGGCUUUUCUUCCAGGACACAUCCAAAGGAGGAACUGAUGGCCAGAAGAGCAAGCCUUCUCCUGCUUUAAACAACAAUGACCAAAUGAAAACUGACACCUUGUAAAUAUGUGAUAGUCAAUGCAGAAGUCUGUCAGGAAGACCUCCAAGAAUGUAGUUGUAAUGUUCCAGCCAUUUUUGCUUACUUUGGGGGCUUUUCAUUUGGAUGGCACUUUGUGACUGGAAUACUGUAUUCUUGAUAAAGCACAUUGCUCUUAGUUCAUGAUUUAUACAAGAUAUCAAUUGAAAACACAUUUCAGAAUUAAAGCAGCAGGUGAAAGCAAGCUGGUUUAGUUCUGAGAGUUGAAUUCUACUCCCAGAUACAUGCAUGAGGCAUUUUUCACUUCAGUGUGAGUUUUGUAUUCUUUAUACAAGGUCAGAAUUCAUUUCUUAGAAGACGUAUUGAUGGUACUUUUCUAUGGGCACAGCAGCUCACCAGGGCUCUGGAGUGAUAUAUUCCUCCCUCCUGUAUCUGAAAAAAGAGGGUGAAGUAGAUAUACUGCUCUUCACACAUAAGCCAACAAGACGUUUCUGUGCAUGUACUGAUGGCAGCAGUAGUAUCUUUGAAUCACACUUGUAAAUCAAAGAGAACAAUGUUUGUGUGAAAGCAAAUAUUAACACAAGGGCCUUUCCAGAUAGUUUUUUUUGUGCUUACGUACACUGAGAUUAGGAAUACAGUUUAUUAACACUA